AAGUACGAUUAGUUAGAAGUAUGGUUUUCAUUUCUUGUAGUGACUGACAGAGGGGUGCAGUGAAUUGGUGCCAGUGUUUUGUGGUGAUGUAAUACGUGAAUUUCUAUAUGUUAGUUUUCUAAUUUUUUGAUAAAUUAUUAACUUUCUGUUACUGAGCUUAGAAAUGAUUAGGCUUCCGAUUUGUGUUUCAUAACUGAAUCCUAUGUUAAAAACACGUGACAACUAUAGUGUGUAUUAACUGAUUUCUAAAUCUUUGAACAGUAUUGUUUAUGCCGCUGAUUCUGACAAAAAGCAUUAGAAGACAAUACACCCGAGCCAGUAAGAGAUUUAAUUAGAGGAACUCCGCGUAAGUAUACAAUUAGCAUUCAGUUUCCAAAUUUCAAGGGUAUCACCCAAUACCUACUCUUCCUUAGUUUUAUUUUACAUGUACAAUCUUAAUAUUUGAACCUAGUUGAAAAAUUCCUGUUUGGUUAUCCAUUAAUGGUACCAUUAAUAAUAUCACAGCCAAAUAAGUCACUAGUAAUUCCACUAAAUGGUGCAGAAGGUUUAAUCAAAAUUUGUAAGCAUGGGAAGACUUUUUAUUUCAUGCACUUUAAACAGUAUAUAUCCAUUGUUGGUGCAUUCAAGGUCCAGUAGUUUUGCUGUUCAUAAAAAUGUAUCAUCAUUUUUUAAAGUCUGGGUGCCACUUAAAGUGCAGAGGUUUUCAACUCGAGUUGGGAACAGUCAUGAAGGAGAUGAUAAGAGACCAAACGCAAAGCAAAAAGAGCAGUCGGGCAAAGUACCGCAUGCUUUACCCAAAUCAGUAUUUGCAGCCGGAACUGCAAGGAAAAAAGCAGAGUUUUUGAAGCAGAAAUGGGGGCAUGACUUUGACAAAGAACUAAAAGGACCCAGAAAACCUAAAGAAAACAACAUCCCAAGCCAACCCCUCACAGCAGCCCAAUGGAAGACACUGAAGGACGAUGCCAGGGCCAGUCAUAAUUUUGAAGUGAGCAUGAUGGAGAAGAUGUUAGCUGCCAAUAGUGACAUUGAUGUGGCCAAGUCCCUUCUGGCUUACGUUGCUGUGGAGACAGGGACGGUUAGCUACGAACUACUGCUUAGGUAUUUGACACUUUGUGUUCAUGGCAACCACGAAUCAGAGGUCUUUGAUGUGUAUGAUAUAAUGAAGAAACGGUUCAAGACCAUGGAAACCGGGGCUUACAGCCUCUUCAUUAAAGGGUUCAGCAGGACAGAGAACUGGAGAGAAUGUCUGUUGCUCUUAGAAAGCAUCAAGAGGGUCAUCACCCCCUCCCCUCGCAACUAUGGAUAUACAAUCAACGGUGCUCUCGUACACGGUGACAGCAGGACUGCUUGGGCUUUGUAUGAAGAAAUGAUGGAGAAGGGACUGACUCCCAAUCAGGAAACCUGGCAGGCAUUCUUUGACAGUGACCGCUCAGCCCAUGACAGUGAAAGCAAGGUGCUGUCACUUCUCUUAUAUAUGAGGAACAAUCAGAUAUAUCCUGGAGAGGCACUGGUGAAAAGCAUCAAGACGUGGUUUGAAAGUGUUCCAGGUAACAAAUGGAAUGGAAGCUGGACAGCCCCAGAAAACAGUGGCCACUGUAGGAACUGCUGCUCAAGCCUGGAAUCCAUCCAGCUGACUGAGGAAGAGUAUAACCAGUUGAAGGAGAAGGUGAUGAAUGAUGUCAUACAGGGCAAAGACGUGUUUAAGAAGACAACUCCUCAGGAAUUGGAGAGCUUCAUGAGUUUUGUGAAGAAGAGACCCCCCUUUGAUGUUGUAAUUGAUGGACUGAACGUUGCCAACACCACCAGUAAAGGAAACCAGUCAGAAACACUGCUGGAGGUAGUCUCUCACCUGGCCCAGCAGAACCUGAGACUGCUCGUUCUGGGUCGCAAGCACAUGCUGAGGGGAUCUCGCAGUUGGGACAGGAAAAACAUGUCUGUUAUUCAGCAAAAGGCAGACUGUUUCUUCACCGACAACGUUUCAGAAGAUGAUCCAUUCCUGCUGUAUGCCACCCUACACUCAGGAAACCAUUGCAAGUUCCUGAGUAGAGACCUCAUGAGAGACCACAAGGCCUGUCUGUCCGACAGCAGCACCCGACGCCUCUUCUUUAAGUGGCAGCGCGGGCAUCAGCUAGUUCUGUCCAGCUACACCGCUGGAAGGAGGAUUCGCUUUGAGACUGUGCCCAAGUAUGACACUAUAAUCCAGACAGAAGAGAACUCCUGGCACAUUCCUUAUGAUGAAGACGGAGUGGAGAGAUACUCUUAUGAAGUGCCAAGAAAAUGGUUGUGUCUUGAAAUGAAAAGAUGAGGAAAGCUACCAAAAUUUGUAUUUCUUGUGCAUGUUCCUUAUUAUUUCUAUUGAAAGUGCAAAUAAUAUCUUACAGUACUAUAGAAGUGUAUUCUGAAAAAUGGUGUAUGUUGAUAAUAGGGUUACAUAUUUUGUGAUAUAUAAAACAAACAAAAAAAACCUGCUAGAAACAAAUUCUGUAAACAAAUAUUCUAAAACGUGCUUGGUCUGUAGUUCUGUGUACAACUUUCUGUAUGAAGCUGUAUUAUCUCAGUAUUCACAUCCAGAAAAAGUUAUAUAAAGUAAAUAACCUAAUGAUCUGUUUUUAUUAACUAAAUUCAUAAAUGGAAGUCCACCAUUGAACAUCAGUUGAUAUGGUCUGCAUUUUAGGGUUUGUAUAAAAGCAUUUGAUGUAAAGACGAAGAAGUUAAACUACAGAUCUGUAUUUGUGAAUAAAAUAACCCAAAUUUUCCCUAAAACCCCUGCAGCUGCAUGCGUUCAAUUCUUCCUUCACUCAAAAGCAGUCACACUCCUAUUAAAACUCCAAAUGUAGCUCACCUGCCACUUUUCAAAAAGAUAAAUGAGAAAAAACGAACAGAUAACUAUAGUAAUCUAUGCUUAGCAGGAAUUAACAAGUGGUAGUUAAACUGUCAGUUACCUUCCUGGCAGUGAGCUUAACUCAGUGGGUGUGGUAUUGACUAUAGUUAGGUAGUACAGAUAUAUUUUGUAUAUGUCUCAGAGAGUGAUAAAUGUAAGCUUCCUAUAGUUGACAGAGCAGAACAAAACCCCUACCUACUGUAAAUGGUUUUGUCCCAGAGUACUUAAUUACAUUUUCUCGUUUAUGUGAUCCAGGGUGUCCUAAUGUAUUUUGAUGUUAUAAAUAUGUUAAAUAAACCGGUCUGCUUAAAAAUUGUUGUCCUGCUCAGUUUGAACUUUAUAUUGUCCAAAACAAAGAAUAUUAAUGUAAUAAACUCCCUAUACUAGUCUAUCACUGUAAUCAAACACAGAAAAGUGAGACUGCACAUAUUACCUACUAUUAAAUAAGGUUUUUAUAUUGUUCUAUUGUCAACUAACCUAUUUUCCAGUAUGCAUUUCCUGUUAAGAUAUGGAUUUUAACAAUGAAUUGUUUAACCAACAUCAGCUUACCAGCCAUGUGUGUCAGUCUUAUAUGAAAAUGAAGUUGUUUCCUUUUCCUGAAGAUUUUCAUGUAUGUCACGCCUAAAUAAAUAAUAAUUACCUUUCA
Messenger RNA from Polyodon spathula (Mississippi paddlefish), 3527 nucleotides. Its product is annotated as mitochondrial ribonuclease P catalytic subunit-like. Gene Ontology annotation, biological process: mitochondrial tRNA 5'-end processing; tRNA 5'-leader removal. The record is from RefSeq and is a predicted model, not a curated record. The transcript has 7 exons. Gene Ontology annotation, cellular component: mitochondrion; mitochondrial ribonuclease P complex. Lineage: Eukaryota; Metazoa; Chordata; Actinopteri; Acipenseriformes; Polyodontidae. Bases 566 to 2305 code for a protein of 579 amino acids. Gene Ontology annotation, molecular function: protein binding; ribonuclease P activity.